Eublepharis macularius is the source of this 1679-nucleotide messenger RNA. RefSeq names its product dipeptidyl peptidase 7 (gene DPP7). NCBI's taxonomy places the organism in Eukaryota, Metazoa, Chordata, Lepidosauria, Squamata, Eublepharidae. Gene Ontology annotation, biological process: proteolysis. Bases 63 to 1511 code for a protein of 482 amino acids. Gene Ontology annotation, cellular component: vesicle. The transcript is spliced from 13 exons. Gene Ontology annotation, molecular function: serine-type exopeptidase activity; dipeptidyl-peptidase activity. The record is from RefSeq and is a predicted model, not a curated record.
UAGCUGCAGCGCACGUGACCAGUCCCCCAAAGGGGGUCCCUCGAGCUCCGCCGUUAGUUGCCAUGGAGACGUGGCUCGCUGCCUGCUUCGCCCUGGUGCUGCUGAGCCUGACCGGGAGGGCGCGAACGGCUUAUGGAACCCCCCAGGCUGACUUUGAAGAGAAAUAUUUUGAGCAGUGGCUGGAUCACUUCAAUUUUGAAACCUAUGGCAACAAAACCUUUCCACAGAGAUACCUCAUCACAGAUAAAUUCUGGAAAAAGGGAGUGGGCCCCAUCUUUUUCUACACGGGGAAUGAAGGAGACAUCUGGGACUUUGCCCAGAAUAGCGGCUUCAUCCUGGAGUUGGCAGAGCUGCAGAAUGCCUUGGUGGUCUUUGCAGAGCACCGAUAUUAUGGGAAGUCACUUCCAUUUGGGGCAGUCUCUCUACAACAAGAAUAUAUUGGUCUGUUGAGCAUCGAGCAAGCUCUUGCCGACUAUGCAGUGCUCAUUAUGGAGCUAAAGAAGCAGUAUGGAGCAAGGAACUCUCCUGUUAUUUCUUUUGGAGGCAGUUAUGGAGGGAUGCUAAGUGCAUACAUGAGAAUGAAAUAUCCCCACAUCGUGGUUGGGGCACUUGCUGCCAGUGCCCCUGUACUAUCUGUGGCCGGGAUUGGAGACUCCAACCAGUUCUUCAGGGAUGUCACAGUGGAUUUUCAGAACUACAGUCCAUAUUGUGUCAAAGCUGUGCAAGAAGCAUUCUGGCAAAUCAAAGACUUGUAUUUAGCUGGAGCAUAUGAGAUAAUCGGCAGUAAGAUGUCCAUUUGUGAGAAGCUUUCUUCUAAGGAAGAUGUCUAUCAGCUGUUUGAAUUUGUCCGGAAUGCCUUCACCAUGAUAGCUAUGAUGGACUACCCUUACAAGACUGACUUCAUGGGCCACUUGCCAGCAAAUCCAGUCAAGGUUGGCUGUGAACUGAUUCUGGCAAACCAGGACCGACUCAGAGGCUUAGCAGCAAUUAGUGGAGUCUUCUACAACUCAACUGGGCAGGUUCCAUGUUUUGACAUUUAUAGACUGUACCAGAAAUGUGCAGAUCCAACUGGCUGUGGGACAGGCUCUGACUCCAAAGCGUGGGACUAUCAGGCCUGUACAGAGAUCAACUUAACAUUUGACAGCAACAAUAUGACUGACAUGUUCCCAGAGAUUCCCUUCACUGACACUGCCAGAGAACAGUAUUGCUUCAGCAAGUGGGGUGUGCGCCCCCGACCACUGUGGCUACAGACUCAUUUUGGGGGCAGUGAUCUGGCUGCUGCAAGCAACAUCAUCUUUUCAAAUGGAGACUUGGAUCCCUGGGCAGGUGGUGGGAUCAGAAAGAACCUGAGUGUGACACUGAUUGCCAUAACUGUUAAGGGAGGUGCCCAUCAUCUGGACCUCAGGGCAUCCAAUCCAGCCGACCCUCCAUCUGCCAGAGAAGCUCGCAGCCAGGAAGCAAACAUCAUCCGCAACUGGGUGAAACUGGCAGUGGAAAGCACCGAUUCUUGAAAGAACCAGCACCUAGACAAUCUUCAUCUGGAGCAAUCACUGCACUAUUCUGGUGCUGAAGCCAGUUAAAAACUCAUUCACUAGAGAAACGAGCAUUCAUGUGUCUUUUGGAGGCAGUGACACUUCUGUGUUCUAUGUUUGUGACAGCAAGAAUAACUGUCCAAAUUC